Molecule: messenger RNA, 3712 nt
Organism: Choloepus didactylus (southern two-toed sloth)
Lineage: Eukaryota; Metazoa; Chordata; Mammalia; Pilosa; Megalonychidae
Product: basic proline-rich protein-like
Exons: 3
Coding region: 1-1428 (475 amino acids)
Source: RefSeq, a predicted model, not a curated record
AUGUGCCCAGGGAGCCACGCGCUGGGGAGCCAAGCAGCUGGCCUGAGGGAUGUGGCACUUUGGGGCCAGGAGGUGGGCGUGUGCGGGCCCCUGCCUGAGUGUGUUUCCAGGCCCCUGUGCCUGUUUCAGAACCCUGGGCUCUCCCUCCCAAGUGCCGCCGGCCCUGAGACCUCCGCGCAGCAGCCAGCUCCUGGGCCCCGGCGGCCCGAGGCACACGCACCCAACCCGGGCAGGCUCUGCAGGGAAGCCCCCGCGCCACUAGGUGGAGCCCGACCCGCAGGCUUCAGCUGGACUGCGGGCGCACCAUGGGAACACUGCCAGGCUCCGGUUCCUCCGAGUCCCCUCUGCGGCUCGGACGAAGCGCAGACGCCGCGGGGCCGGGCCCUGGGCCUGGUCCAAGCCUUCACCACCGGCCCUGGCAGUCCGGAGUGGCCGCGACGGCAUCGCGCUCCCGGCCCGCCGCUUUUCAGAGGCCCGGGCCACCCCAGCGCGCGAGCGUCUGCCAGGCCGGGGCAACCUACCUGUAGGCGCCAUCGCUGCCACCGCCGCCGCCAUCACCCGGAGGCUCCGGGAGGCUCGCGCCCGGCCUCGUCCUGGCCUCGUCGCUACCGCUGCGGCGCGGGCUCGGGCGACCACGGCGAGACGGGCCUGGGGCCGGCCACCCAGGGAGGCGGUCCGCCACCCCCUGGCGCAGCAGUUCGCGCGGCCCGGGGCGGCCACGGCUGGCGGCGAUGGUGCGGCGCCCAGCGCCCCGCGCGUAGUCUUGAGCCUGGUCCUUGGCGGCGGCGGCGGCGGCGGCCCCCCGAUUCCCCCGCCGGAGAGAGCGCGGGAGGCGGCGGCAGAGCGGCGGCGAUCGACGGGACCUCGCGCGGCCCAGCUGCUGCGCAGUACGGCCGGGGCUUUCGGGGAUCGGCAGGCGCGCUCCUCCGGGCGUGGCGGGUCGCCCCCCACGCCCGCACCCCGCAGCCUGCCAUGGUGGCGGAGCGGUUAGAGUGGCGGCCUCCGCGGCCCGAGAUUUUUUUAAAACUCCCGACCCCACGCCCGCCCCUCCCCGGCUCCGCCCCCAUCCCUCCACGCGCCCUGAAAGACACCGACCGCUUCCCUUGGCCAGCCCCAGCCCUUGGUCCCCGCGCCCUUCUGGGACUCGGGCGGCUCGGGGUCCGGGUGCGGGGGCCCUGGCCCUCCCGCGUCAAGCCUCGUGUCCCGCCCCAAGCCGAAGCCUCCAUCCCCAUGCCGGUCUCCUGCACCAGCGCUCCACGCCGGCCGGACCGGGCUUCGCGGCAGACACCCCGCUCCCCAAGUCGCGCUUCUCCAGGAGCAGGGCUCGGCUGCCGGGCUCGCGCAGCGUUGGGCUCCUCCUUUCUCUGGGCGGUCCAAGCGCGGGGCUCCCGGGUCCCCAUGCUUGGGACUUCGGCUGCGGGCGCAUAGGGUGUCGGCGAGACCCUUGCGGUUGUGGGGGCUGUUCGGUCUAGAGACUCCCGCAGAGAGUUCGGGGCACAGGGCGCUCUCGCAAGAGGCUGCAGGAACCCCGGGCACCCCGAGCGCACUCUCAGAAAUUCCCAGCCCUGGGCUCCCCUCUCCGCAUCCCCAGCGCACCGCUCCCUUAGCGUGAAGGGCUGGCACUGGAAGGCUGAGACAGGAAGCGCCCGCCGCCUGUGGUCGGCCAGUGCUCCCUGCUUGUAGUCAAAUGUCGGCCGAGUGCCCCUUGCGCGCCAGCCACGCCAACGCUGGCGGGUUGGCAGUGAGAGCCCAGCACAGAGAGGGCUGGUGCAGCGGGUGCCUAGCACCUGAUCUCAUUAGCUCUGGUUCCUACAAAGGGCUUUGCCACUUCAUCUGUUUCUCUGCCUGAUUAAGGAGCGCUGGUGCCUGGGAAAGCAGGUAGGGGUGGGAAGGGGGUGCCAGGAGGUGUCCCAUUGUUGGUGCAGGUGCAGCCACCGGCAGAGGUGGAAGCAGGCCUGGGAGAGAGAGGCGGCCAUGGGAGGGUUCCUGGCCUGCCCAGCCAGGGUGGACGGAUCCUUCCUAAAGUUAUCUGCUUUCCCCCCAGCUUACUGACCACUUCAGCAGUGGGCCCCCCAGGGCUGGCUCUGUGGCCUUUCUGUACCCUAGCCACUUACCCUAGGACCCAGAGGGCUGCCCUCAGCUGGCGACCGGUGCCCACGCCCAGUGGACGGUGGGAUCCACCCGGAGCUCUCCAGGCCUCAGUGCUGCCCGGCUCUUCCGCCUGGCCUGAAUUCUCACUGCCCCUUCCUGUUGAUCUUUCCUUCUCAGGGAAAUGAACAGUUGGAGGAGGCGCACAUUCAGUUCUCGGUGUUUUUUUCUGUGGUCGGAAGCCCCAGUCAGGUCAUGGUUUACUGUGCUGCCAGGAUUUUCUCUCACUUGUAAGCUGUGGUUGGCGACAGAGCAGAGACACCAGCUGAUACAAGGGGUGAAAAAUGGAGAAACCAGGGAGCCGUUUCGCCACACUUCAGCUUUUGUGUGGCACUGCAGGCCACCCUGUGGCUAAUCGACACCCCUUGGGCCCAUCUGUUGGCCAAUGUUCCCAACACAGAACCCAGGGAGAGGCCUGCUGUGGUCUGGGGCUGCAGCUCUGACAGGGGGUCUCUGCCAGCAGUGGGCCUGCCUCCCAGCGGGGCCUGGCCCUGCGGGGCAGAGGCCCUGCGGUCCAGCCCACACUGGGCAUGGGCCAUGAUGCACCGAGGGACAGAGGACGGGUGUGGCCUGCCAGGGCCCUGGGCAGCACGCUGUUCUCCCCUCUGCCUCCCUCGGGGUGCCCCAGGGCCCUGGGCAGCACGCUGUUCUCCCCUCUGCCUCCCUCGGGGUGCCCCCACCCUCCUCUGCUGCAGGGACCUUUCUUUGCUUCUGAUGGGAGGGCAGGUGCUUUGCUUUUCUGACCAUAGUCCACGUGGGCUGCAGUGGGCCCGGGAGGAUAUGGGAACCUCGUUUAAAACUGAGUUGCUUAAUUGGGGAGUGGAGGGUGUCCUGUCAGUGUGCCCAGAGGGGACAGGGGGCAGCUGUGCCUUCACCUCCUUAAGUGUAUCCGAUCUCAAAGCGCAGAAGUAUAGAAAUACUUUCCAUCUACUUUUUUGCAAAGACUUUAUCCUAUUUUUCUCUGUCUUUGAAUCACUUCACUGAUCACUGCGCUGCAGCGAAGGUAAAGAGGCCUCCAUGUCGAUACUUAAUGAAAUUGCAGGAUUAAAAAAAAAUAAUCCUUCAAAAAGCUGAAGCAACUCCAUGGGGCCACAACUGUGGGGUUGUCUGUGGGCUGUGGGACCUGAAGCAGGCACUGGAAGGCCGGAAAUCAUUCCAGCCCCUUCUCCUUUCUGAAUUGAAGGAAAACUCCCUUAGACGUGGAUUGGAGGGUUAAUUCUAGCCAACAAACCUUUUGCUGCUGGGAAGUGUGGCGGGUGGGCUCCACAUGCUCCGGAAGUAAAGCUUCCAGGGCUCGUUGAGAACUUGCUAGGGCGACAAGUGUGUGUCUGUGCUUUCGUCUGUUUGUCCUUGGCUUUGUGCACCCAGGCCCUUGACCCUGGAACCGCGUGCCGGCAGACUGCGGAUUCAAUGCCCAGUGGUCAGCGUCCACGCUGUUUAGUUAGUGUGUGACUUGGUGAGUGGGGUGUUGCUUGGUAAACCUGUGGAUGCUCACGAGAGCAUCUGACUGUGUAGCUUUAUUUGUGAGUCUGUGCCCUGAUCAUUAAUUGGCAAAGGCUUUAAA